GUUCUUUCCCACGUUCCGCCCGGCUCCCCCCCUUUCCCCUCCCUUUGGUUAUCCUCCUUCGAAACUCCAAACGGAGAAAACCCUAACCCUAACGCUAGCGAGCUCUAGGAAGGAGACGACACAAGGUGGGCAGACAUGGCUCUCGCGCAGCUGGGCGGGAGCAUCGCCCGGGCGUUGCGGCAGAUGAGCAACGCCACGAUCAUCGACGAGAAGGUGCUGAGCGAGUGCCUGAAUGAGAUCUCGCGCGCGCUGCUGCAGGCCGACGUCCAGUUCAAGAUGGUCCGCGACAUGCAGACCAACAUCAAGCGCAUCGUCAACCUCGAAGACCUCGCCGCCGGCCACAACAAGCGCCGCAUCAUCCAGCAGGCUAUCUUCAAUGAACUUUGCAAAAUGUUGGAUCCUGGGAAGCCUUCCUUCACACCCAAGAAGGGAAAGACAAGCGUGAUCAUGUUUGUGGGUUUACAAGGUUCUGGGAAGACCACAACUUGUACCAAAUAUGCAUAUUAUCAUCAAAAGAAGGGAUGGAAACCUGCACUGAUUUGUGCAGAUACAUUUAGAGCGGGCGCUUUUGAUCAAUUAAAGCAAAAUGCAACUAAAGCUAAAAUUCCUUUUUAUGGAAGCUACAUGGAAUCAGAUCCUGUAAAAAUUGCCGUAGAGGGUGUGGAAAGGUUUAAGAAAGAAAACUGUGAUCUAAUUAUCGUGGAUACAAGUGGACGGCACAAGCAAGAAGCUGCCCUCUUUGAGGAAAUGCGUCAAGUGUCUGAAGCAACUAAACCCGAUCUUGUGAUAUUUGUUAUGGACAGUAGUAUUGGCCAAGCUGCAUUUGAUCAAGCACAAGCUUUCAAACAAAGUGUUGCAGUUGGAGCUGUGAUUGUUACGAAAAUGGAUGGUCAUGCAAAAGGUGGUGGUGCACUUAGUGCUGUUGCAGCCACUAAAAGUCCAGUCAUAUUUAUUGGAACAGGAGAACACAUGGAUGAGUUUGAAGUUUUUGAUGUCAAACCAUUUGUUAGUCGUCUUUUAGGCAUGGGUGACUGGUCCGGAUUUAUGGACAAAAUUCAUGAAGUUGUACCUACCGACCAACAGCCUGAGCUUUUGCAGAAGCUUUCAGAAGGAAGCUUUACUCUACGACUUAUGUAUGAGCAAUUCCAGAACGUCCUCAAGAUGGGCCCCAUCGGCCAGGUCUUUUCAAUGUUACCUGGAUUCAGUUCAGAAUUGAUGCCAAAAGGUCAUGAAAAGGAAAGUCAGGCUAAAAUCAAGCGCUAUAUGACCAUGAUGGAUUCCAUGACAAAUGCAGAGCUGGACAGCACAAGCCCGAAGCUCAUAAAUCAGUCACGUAUCUUGCGCAUAGCCAGAGGUUCAGGCAGGCCUGUGAAGGAUGUCACGGAUAUGCUGGAGGAGUACAAGCGCCUUGCGAAGGUCUGGAGUAAGAUGAAGGGGCUCAAGAUCCCAAAGAAAGGUGACAUGAGUGCGCUGUCCAGGAACAUGAAUGCUCAACACAUGAGCAAAGUCCUUCCCCCGCAGUUACUGAAGCAAGUUGGUGGAGUUGGUGGCCUUCAAAGUUUGUGGAAGCAGAUGGGCUCGAAAGACAUGAUGAGUGGGAUGUUUGGAGGGGACAGAUAGAUGACUCAAAACUGUUUCAACGCAUCGGCAUGAGAUCUUCCGUGAUGCCAAGAAUUGACAUCCAUGCAAGCUUUUUUUGCAGGGAUCUCAAUCCUCUUAAUAUCUCGGUGUUUGUCCGGUACCCCUAGCUGUGGUUCAAUGUUCUGUUGCACUGGAGUGCAUGGAUUCUUCACUGGAGCUCCAGCUCGGACUUUGUGAUCAGGUGCAAGCUAGGGAACCGUAUGUUCUUAUAACCGAGUUUUUAGUGGUUUUUGCUACCUCUGGUAGUUUUUAUAGGGAAAUUAAUUAAUGUGGAUGUACCUUACAAAAAUUUAGGGGAAAUAGUUACAUGGAUAGACGAACUGGAAAGUGUUCUUAGUUCUUGGAGGUACUAUAACAUAAUAAGAGAUUGGAUAAAUCGUUGUUU
Molecule: messenger RNA, 2026 nt
Organism: Elaeis guineensis (African oil palm)
Lineage: Eukaryota; Viridiplantae; Streptophyta; Magnoliopsida; Arecales; Arecaceae
Product: signal recognition particle subunit SRP54 2
Biological process (GO): SRP-dependent cotranslational protein targeting to membrane, translocation; SRP-dependent cotranslational protein targeting to membrane
Cellular component (GO): signal recognition particle, endoplasmic reticulum targeting; cytosol
Molecular function (GO): 7S RNA binding; GTP binding; endoplasmic reticulum signal sequence receptor activity
Source: RefSeq, a predicted model, not a curated record